AUGGCCACUGAACAGUUUGCCAACAAACUGCAGGAGGAAGUGAUCUGUCCCAUCUGCUUGGACAUUCUGCAGGACCCUGUCACCAUUGACUGUGGGCACAAUUUCUGCCUCGGACGCAUCACUCAGAGUGGGGAAGCAUGAGGUUUUUUUGUUCCUCUAAGGAGGAACACAUUCAGGCCCAACUGGCUGUUGAUGAAUCUGGUAGAGAAAAUCCAAGCUAUGGGUUCCUCUGAGAUGCAGCCUGAAACGGAAGAGCUGAGAUGUCCGAGACACAGGGAGAGGUUCCAUUACUUCUGUGAGCAUGAUGGGAAGUUCCUCUGUGUGGUGUGUCGUGAAUCCAAGGACCACAAAUUCCAUGAUGCCAGCUUGAUAGAAGAAGCUGCCCAGAAUUAUCUGGGGAAGAUUCGAUGGCAGGUCGCGUUCCUGCAGCAUCAAGAGGAGACUGUGCAAGAGAAGACGCAAGGCGAAGCGAAGACCAAAGCCUUCCCGCUUCAGGUGGAGUAUGAGCGGCAGAAGAUCCUCACAGAAUUCCAGCGCCUGCACCAGGUCCUAAAGAAGGAAGAGAUUUUCCUCGUGUCAUGGAUCGACUGGCUCGGUCACGAGGGAGCCAAUGGAGGGAAACACCACGUCACUUCCACUGAGGCACAGCUGACCUCUCUCAGGAAGCUCGUUGAUUCCCUGAAGACCAAGCAGCAAAUGCCUGCUGGACAGCUGCUCGAGGUGAGACACAGAGUCCCUUGA
This is a messenger RNA of Galeopterus variegatus (Sunda flying lemur), 741 nucleotides long. RefSeq names its product tripartite motif containing 31 (gene TRIM31). Gene Ontology annotation, molecular function: zinc ion binding. Lineage: Eukaryota; Metazoa; Chordata; Mammalia; Dermoptera; Cynocephalidae. The record is from RefSeq and is a predicted model, not a curated record.